AUGAGAAGCAAGAGGGUCAGUAUCGCAUGUGGGAUUAUCAUAUUCGCGGCAAGUAAUGUUCUUCGUGAAGUUGGAGCGCAUGAACAACGGCGACGCCUGCAGCAGCACUCGCUGUCCUCUUGCGAGGCGGACACCUCGGAGCCCAUUGUCGUAGCGGGCGACUCCUCUGGCCCGGACGAUGUCAGCGCGGCGCUGCUGGAAGCCGGCGUCUGCGCGGCGACCGCGACCAACUCCAGCAGCGUAGUAAUCACCGUGCACUGGAACAGCAGCGGCGUUCAAACCUCAGAACCGUUCUUGGUCCCGCCGGGCGUCGAGCUUCGGGUUAUUGGCAACGGUUGGUACAACCAGAGCAGCGCCCAAGGCCUCGACCUCGACGACGAGCUGGAGGCCGCGAUCGCUAGCACGGCCGCCGCCGCCGGAUGGGAAGGCUCUGAGCCCUCGGUGAUCAGCAGCAGCGGCGGCGGCGGCGGGCUGUUCAUCGUCCAGGCAGGCGGCGCGCUCCACCUGUCCGAUGUCGUCCUGUCGGGUGCCUGGGGCGGCGAGGACGGGGGCAGCGCCGUCAGCUUGGUCGGCGGGGAGGUCACCGGGACGGACGUACGGUGGGAGUCGCUGUCGGCGGAGGGCGCCGGCGGCGCCAUCUACGCCCAGGACGGCGGGACCGUUACCCUCAAGGGCCUGCACCACUUCCACAACUGCUCUUCGGGGACCCUCGGGGGCGGGGCGGUGUUCAUGCAGGAAGCCUACGGUCUGUUCGACGACGGCGCCCAGGUGUACUUCGAGGGCUGCGGGGCGCCUGACUCAUCGGGCGGGGACGGCGGUGGCGUCGAGCUCUCCGCAUCGAACCUUACCAUCUCCAGCAACGGCAGGACUCGGUUCAGGGAGUGCAGCGCCGGGGACAAGGGGGGAGGCUUGUACAUGAAAGACUCGGUCGUCGAUGUAGGCGACUCGGCCUCCUUGGAGUUCCAGGCGUGCGCCUCGGGCACAUCGAGCGGGAACAAGGGCGGAGGCGUUUGCGCCUACGACUCCGCCAUGUCGGUCGGCGCGAGGACGACCGUCACCUUUCGGGAAAACUCUUCCCCGAUAGAGGACGGGGGCGGGAUGUUCGCGGAGUCUACGACGCUGAGCGUGGACGGGGACGGGGCGUCCCUGGUCUUCACCGACAACUUUUCGGGGGAUGGCGGCGGGGGGCUCACUCUCGAGAUGGGCUCGGACGAGGACGAGAUUGACAUUGACAUCUGUCUCUUUCUGGCCGAGGGCGCCACCAUGGACUUCUCCGGCAACGCGGCCACGGAGUACGGGGGCGGGAUGUACGUCGUCGGGUGCAAAGCCUCCGUCGCCGGAAGCGUCUCCUUCCGAGGGAACCACGGCGAGCGGGCGGGCGGCCUAUACAUCGAUGAGGGCGGGGUUUCCAUCUCCGGCAACGCCUCUUUCGUCGGCAACACGGCGGACCGGUGGGGCGGCGCGGUGUACGUGGUCGACUCCCGGGAGGACAACGGCCUGGGCUUGCGGAUGACCGGAGGCGUCGAGUUCACGGGCAACGCGGCCGGGCGGAGCGGCGGCGGCAUCUACGUGGUGAACGGUGACGUCACCGUCGUCCGAGACGCAACCGCAGCCGUGGGGGGGGAGGAGUUGCCCGGGGCAUCCUGGGUCGGUAACACGGCGGGGUACGACGGGGGCGUCAUCGCUGUCGACGGGGGCGGGGUCUGGCUGGAGGGAGGGCUGGCGAGCUCCAACAGCGCGUCGGAGCGCGGAGGCGUUCUGUUCGGCAUCGGCGAGAGCAACGUCUCGUGGAGCGGCGGCGGGGAGUCCUGGAACAACUCGGCGGCGUCCGGCGGGACCAUCUACGUCAGCAGCAGCGUCGCCAACCUCACGGACCUCCGCCUCGCGGGCGACCACACCCCGUCGGGCGCGAACCUCUUCUUCGCCGGGGCGGACGCGCGGGCCGUCAACGUUACCGCGGUCGCCCCCGAGGAGCUCGAGGCGACCUUUGCGCUGCACGUGGACUCCGGCUCGGCGUUCCGGGCGUUCGCGUGCGUCUUCGAAGGCUGGAGCGGGGACUCGCCGAGCGUCGUGAGCGAGGGGGACAUGGUCUUGGACGCGUGCGACUUCAGCGGCAGCGGCACGCCGACCCUGGUCCGGGCGUCCCGGACGGUGACGAUCAGGAACGCCGUCCUAGGGGACCAGAACUUCGGGCACGCAGGGUUCAACGCGUCGUCCCUGCUGGGGGUCGGCGCGCACGGCUGCUCCUCCCUGCCGGAGGAGCUUUCGUGCUCGGUGCCGGAGGAGUGCGUGGACGCGGAGAACGGGAUGGGGGUCUUGUGCCCGUCGUUCACUGAGGCCGCCACCGGCGGAUUGUUCACUCUCGCCGACGUCGAGGACGAGGACGACGGCGUGGGCUUUUCGACAGUGGAGCUCGUCUCCUCCAGCUCUGCCGGUUCGACGUCCUCCUCCUCCUCCUCCACCACCUCCUCCUCCUCCUCCCUCGCUUCAGCGGAGGUCUACUACCCGGAUCUGGUAACCCACGAGCUCGUCUUGCGGUACUCCUCGUCGGACGAAGAAGCGGCGGCGGCGGCGGCGGCAGGGAGCCAGCUGGGCGUGCUGUGGAGGCUCCAGCGGACCGACGGCGACGGCGGUGCCCAAGCCGCCGACGACGAGACCGGAGCCUUCGAGGGCGCGGCGCCGGACAACUUCGCCUGGACCGCGGUGCCCUGGUCCGGCUACCUGGUCCGGGGGCAGGAGGUCACCAUCCAGCUGGUGGGCACGCCGCCGCCGCCGCCGGACCCGUCCGCCCCGUUCGCCGUGUACAACGGAGAGGUGGCGGCCAAGUUCCGAGUGGUGACGCGGACGGCGGCCGCGGAUUCGGUGGCGACCUCCGUCGCGACCGAGGUGGAGCGGACGUUCUACUACUGCGCCGCGGGGUCGUACUGGCACGGGGAGGCCUGCGUCGCCUGCGCGGAGGUGAUGGCCGACGGCGAGGACUCGCUCGAGUGCUCGGUCCCGGGCGUAACGCUGGACACGCUCCCCCUGGCGGAAGGCUACUGGAGGGGUGACAUCACCCAGACCUACAUCCGCGAGUGCUGGAACCCGAGCGCCUGCGCCGGCGGCACGGGCGUCAACGCUUCCUCCUCCUCCUCCGCCUCCUCCUCUUCGUCCUCUUCGUCUUCCCGGAACUCGGUUUUCGCCGCAACAGUUACGACCACUGCUUCCACCACCGCCGAUGUCAACGCCACCGCCGCCAGCUUCGAGUACGAGGACGCUCGCUACUGCAUCGAGGGACACAGGGGCGCCUAUUGCGCCGUGUGCGCGGACGGGUACCGGAGGUUCUCGGGGGGGCAGCUGUGCGUCUCGUGCGCCGGGGUGUGGAGUACCGGGGCGCGAGCGACCUUGUGGGUGCUGGGGAUGCUGUCCCCGGUGGUGGUGGUGGCGCUGGUGGUGUUUUUGAUUGGUGGCCUCACCGCCGUGUCGCAGCUCCAGGGGAAGCUUUCGUUGUGCCUCCUCGGGCGUCGUUCGAAGACCGUAACUGCCUCUUCCGGCGGGUCUACCCUGGCGCCGUCGCGAGCGUCGAGGAGGGCCGCAGCGGGCACGGUCGGGCUGCGUCUCCUCCGUGCGGUGCCCUUCCAGAAGCUCAAGAUUCUUGUCGUGGUCUGGCAAAUCCUGACCCAGUUUUCGCACCUGGCGGAGAUCCCGUAUCCCCCGUCCUACCAGCGAUUCCUCAACAUCUUGGACGUCUUCAACUUCGACAUUACGUGGCCCCUGACGGCGGCGUGCAUCGUGGACAACAUCACCUUCUACCAGCGCCUGGUCGGGGUGACCCUCGGUCCCCUCGUGCUCCUGGCGUUCCUGUCCUUGACCUACGUCAUCGCCUUGUACGUGCACCGGCGGCGGAACUACUUCAGCAGCAGGGCUUCCGCGGAGGCUAGGCAGCGGGCCGUCGUCCGACACGCCAGCGCUGCUCUGCUCAUCCUCUUCUUGGUGUUCAGCUCCGUGAGCACGGCGGUGUUUUCUACGUACUCUUGCGACUACCUGGAAGACCUAGGGGUGUCGCUGCUUCGCGCGGACUACAGCAUCUCGUGCGACCACCCGGACCACACGUUCUACGAGGCUUACGCGGCGUUGAUGAUCCUCCUGUACCCCAUCGGGGUACCCAUGCUCUUCGCGGUGCUGUUGCUCAAGCGGAGGGAGAAGAUCAACCCUCCGACCCAGACUCUCGACCUUGCCGCGGCAACGGGCCCUGUCCUCAUGGAGAGAGUAUCUUCGGACACGGCGAGGAUGGAAAACGAGGGCAGCGGACACCCCGGUGCCGCUGCGGCCACCCCUCGCGCGACUCCCACGGCGAGAGGGCGCGAUAGCGGGGACAUUGAGCUCGCCGGCAUGAAGGACACCUCUCGGGGGGCUAGGAGAGGCAGCGCUGUUAGCGUCGCGUCGGAAGGGGACAGCCAGUACCACCGCAGGUGUAGCGGGGAGGGGGAGAGGAGGCCCUUGAGCAACGGCAGCAGCGGCGGUGCCCGAGGUGGUGGGAAUGCCCGGCGCUUGUCCGUUGUCGUCCCGGCGGCCGCAGAUGGCGGCGGCUUGGUUCAGGACAGAGAAGAGGUGCUGGAGAAUCGAGCCCAAGACCCGGAUCUUCAGUCGACAAGGUUCCUCUGGGAGCCCUACGAGCCGGACAAUUACUACUACGAGACCGUGGAAUGCGGACGGCGAUGCCUUCUCACUGGGGCGCUUGUGUUCGUGCUGCCGAAUACGGCUGGCCAGGCUGCCGGAGCGAGCGUCUUCGCGUUCGUCGGUCUUCUUGGCUUCGAGCUCCUCCGCCCGCACCUCUCUCACACCGAUGCUUGGAUGUACCGCAUCGGCUGCAUCACGAUUUUUUUCUCCAACUUCCUGGGGCUGAUGGCCAAGGCCGACGUCUCGGACGAAGAGGCUCAGAGCCAAGAGGCCUACGGCCUCCUUCUGAUCGCCGUGCACGUCUUGAUGGUCCUCGCCAUCCUUGCUCAGGCCUACGUUUCCAUGCAGCAGAAGAACGCUGGCGGGUGGGGGGAGAAGCAAGAAGAAGCGGCGCAGAAGAACGCGGGUGGGUGGGGGGAGAAGCAAGAAGAUGCGGCGGAGGCCGGCGGCGGCGGCGGCGGCGUCGUGAUGUGGAAGCACGACCGCGUGGGCGAAGGUGGUGGUGACGAUCGGGCGGAACGCGGCUCUUCGGUGGGCUGGGAAGACGUGGAAAGGCCAAGGCGAGCCAGGGGGCACCGUGACAAGAAAAGCUCUUCCCGAAGCUGCGGCGGUUCCUCCACCGACAAAGACGGCGACGAUUACGUCAUCAUGGCGGACUCCGUGGAGCUGGAGAGCGUCUACAGCACCAGUGGCAAGACCAGCCUCAUCGCGGGAGCCUUCGGGCUUCCCCACCGCAGAAGGCACGGGAGAGCCCUUAGCACCAGCAGCCUCGGCCUGUCGAGCAUCGAUGACUCCUUCCUGUCCUCCUUCGCAGCCGGCGGCACCACCGGCGGCGGCGGCGGCGGCGGCGGCGGCGGUACCGGCGAUGCGACGCUUUGCAGCGUCGCGGAGAGCCCACUGAGAGCCGCGGCGCGACCGGAGGGCCGCCGCCAAGGCGGCGGCAGACACCGGCCGUCUGCUGCUUCCCUGUCUCCCGAGCAGGCCGCGGGGCAUAGCGGUGGCGGCCGCGGCCCCCGCGCCGCCCGCGUGGGCGCCUCCCGCGCCUCCCGCGCCGCCCGCCGUCGUCCCCGCCCUGGCGGGGGUAAUAACGCGUCCGACCCCGAGUCUUCGAACGUCCCCGCUUCCGUCGUGUACGGCAGGGGAAGAGCGGCGCUGCGCUUGGAGGACGAAAGAGACACGACGGCCAGCAAGCUGGAGCGGCUGCACAGCUUGUUCGGCGGGUGCGUGGAUUCCCCGCCCCCCGCGAGGCGGCCGGCGCUUGCCGCCAGCUCCAGCGAGGGCGUAGCCGCCGUGCGGCGCUCGCAUCCUGGGAAGGCCGCCGCCCGCACUACCACUACCGCUACCGCCGCCGCGAUGCUCGACGGUUUCCCGCCGCCGUCCCCGCCGACUUUAGCCGCGACGGUGAGCGAGGGGACGGGGCCCCCGCGACUGCGACCGAAAGGUGACACUACGAAGUGGUUGCCCCUCAACAUUAACAAGUAGACGUUGUUUGUGAGACGGUACGCGAGAACGCGCGCUGUAGCCGAGCUAACGGAAACAUCCCUUUUUCUUUUCUUUUUUUCGUGUGCUCGGUGGUGGUAUGUCUGGAACUUUUGUUUUUUCGAGCUGGUGCGCGUCGCAGUGGUUUUGCUUGUUCUGUGUUUUGUGGUUGGCUGAUUUGUUUUUGGACCCCCGUGCGGGAUACUGUAUGCGGUUGCGACAUUCGUUCGGCAUAUUCAUUCGUGUUCGUUGCGUGGCCUUAGCUGGCUCGUCGACUCCAGAGAUCGGGUGUGGGCCGGUAGAUGUUGUUGUUCGUAUUCUCCUGCCUUGUUUGGUCUUGAUCAUUUACUGUAGCUGACUCGUCGACUCCAGAGAUCGGGUGUGGUCCGGUAGAUGUUGUUGUUUUUAUGGUGAUCAUAUUGCUUGAUUUUGAUUGGUGCCCUCGACGGAAGGGACGACGCGUGCCAUAUGCUGGGCGCGGGCCCCGGGGACGCAAUACCCAGGCUUUAAAGCACACAUGUGGUCGAUUGUGGGGAUCAUACGGACCCCGCUCGCUGUUGUGGUAUGAUCCUGUGCUGUGCAGUAUCUGCGAUAACGGGCGACGGCCCCAAAUCCAUCCUUGUUGCGGGCUUGGCACCGAUUUGUGUAUAAUAGAUAUGCACGCCCUUCUGUACAUUAGCGGGCGUUUGACCAAGCGCCGGGGUUCUGUGUGAAAGGGACUGGUAUAGAUGAAGUUAGAAAGUUGACAUUUUGUUUGUUUAAGUUGGGAAAGGUGUCCCGGAUUUGUGCGGGUGAAAUCGCUUGCCAUGCACCCGCACUAGUGAAGCCCCUCUACAGUACUAUUUCUCAUGUAUGUUGCUUCUGCUUUUGCUCGGGCCGCUUUACUACUGGAUGUUGUUGUUGCCGUGAGCUUGAAGAUUUUGGUUUUUUGUUUUUUCAGUGUGUGAGUUUAACCUUGUAGUGAUAGCGCGGCCAUGCUUUCGAUCCGGCGAUAACAGCUGCUUCUCGAUCGCGGCUGUAGCCUGUUCUCUCGAGCACACUCACUCCCUCCC
Molecule: messenger RNA, 7190 nt
Organism: Ectocarpus siliculosus
Lineage: Eukaryota; Phaeophyceae; Ectocarpales; Ectocarpaceae
Source: the annotation of a GenBank genome assembly